Plasmodium coatneyi is the source of this 1323-nucleotide messenger RNA. Its product is annotated as RNA-binding protein mei2-like protein. Bases 1 to 1323 code for a protein of 440 amino acids. The transcript has a single exon. NCBI's taxonomy places the organism in Eukaryota, Apicomplexa, Aconoidasida, Haemosporida, Plasmodiidae. Gene Ontology annotation, molecular function: nucleic acid binding. The record is from RefSeq and is a predicted model, not a curated record.
AUGAAUACCCACAUGCGGGAGACCAAUUUCACAAGUAGGCAAAGUGACGCAAAGAAAAAGGGGAAGGACAAAACAACUGUACACAUAAAGAACACAUAUAUUUCGCCAUACGUCCUGUAUAACAACAGAAAGGGAAACAACGAAAAUGAGUUUGCAAAGCUGAACAACCUCCUAACGAAUGAAAAGAACCGAGUGUUUAUUAAACACAAAUUGAACUAUUUCAAAGAUGGUAUUCACGAGAAAAAAAUUUUAAGAUACGCCUUAAUUAAUGAGCUAAAUUUAAAGUGCUUUGAGAAUAGGGGGAAUGCAUGCGAACUGAAUAGCAUCACCACCAUGAUCCGCAUGAACUCUGACUUUGGGAGUGAUAAGGAGCAGGGCGUGGCUGCUCGAGAGAAAGCAGACUUGGUUGGCAAUAUAAAGGAGCUGACCAUUAUUCGGAGCGAGGACAUAAUUCGUGGUGGGGACAUCAUUCGCAGCGAGGAAUUCAUCAGCAGCAAGGAUAUGCUACACCGUGGGGGAGGCACUAACAAUGAAAAGGCAAGUGGCAGCGCAGAAAAAAGCGGCGUGCUCUUUAAGACAGACCCAAAUGACGAAAAGGAAUGUGACUGCUUUGGUUAUAGUAAGUACUACGGGGAUAGUACGGAUGUACCCAAUUCGCUCUGUUGCCUUCCAACCGGCGGGACGUAUUGUUCAGGGGGGGCCAGGGCUACCAAUGAGUCCCUAGCAGAAGGUACCAACAAAGCUGACAUGCAUACUGAGAGUAGUAAUCACCUGAACCGUUGCUGCGCUAAACGUAGUCACACGAAUAACAGCACAAAUGAUGUAGUGUACAAAUGUGAAGAUUCAAUUCCAUUGGGAACAAUUCUGAACUUUCACAACCUUGAUAAUAAUAACACGAAUAUCCUAACCACGGUGAUGCUGAGAAAUAUUCCCAACAAAUACACACAAAAAAUGCUCAUGAAUGUGAUGAACGAACACUUUAAAGGACUGUAUGAUUUUUUUUACCUUCCAAUUGAUUUCCGCAAUAAAUGUAACGUUGGUUACGCCUUUAUCAAUUUUAUACAUCCCUAUUAUGCUGAACUGUUCAUACGAUUUUUUAAUAAUUACAAACUUAACGUUUUUAAAAGCAACAAAGUGUGCAGUGUUACUUGGGGAAGAGUACAAGGGCUGAAGGCUAACAUUGAACAUUACAGGAAUUCUGCUAUCAUGACUAUUCCCAUCCCGCAGUAUAAGCCUAUGCUUUUUCAGAAUGGGAUUUCCGUCUCUUGGCCCGAGUCCGACGGGCCCUUACCCGCCAUUAAACUCCGUUCGCAGAAGUACUGA